Messenger RNA from Dermatophagoides farinae (American house dust mite), 616 nucleotides. RefSeq lists its product as uncharacterized. NCBI's taxonomy places the organism in Eukaryota, Metazoa, Arthropoda, Arachnida, Sarcoptiformes, Pyroglyphidae. The record is from RefSeq and is a predicted model, not a curated record.
AAAAAAAAUGUUGGAAAGUAUUUUUGGCAAAAGCAAAAAAUCUCGUAACCAUCAAAAAUCCAAUAAUGAUGAUUCGCCUAAUGAAGAUAAUAGCUAUGUGUUUGUUGGUAAUAAUAAUAACAAUAAUAACGAUCCUAAUCGACCACCUUAUCCACAAACAUUGAUGCUCAAUGAUGAGCUCAUAAGAAUGGGUUCAUCAUCGAAUUCAAUGUAUCCUAGUUUGGAUCCAUCAUCGAUGCCAUAUUCAAGUGGUUCGAAAAAUCAUUUAAAUGUUAAACAACAUGCAACAUGCCGUACUUGUUCACCGAUUGAUAAUAUACCAUUUUCAAUCAAUGCCAAUAAUAAUGGUAAUAAUGGUGAUUCAUUUGAUGAUGAUGAACUGGAAAUCUUGAAUAUAUUGAAUCGUGUGGAAAAUUUUAUGCAAACAUCAAAAUAUGAAUUUAAUUUGGAAAAUUCAAUUUUACGUGAAUCAAUAUGAUCCUUGAUUAUUAUACAAUAAGAAUCGUUAAAUAAUGUGAAAAACAACCGAAAAAAAACCAACCUUUGCCAUUAUCUAAAAUGUUAUGUAAUUCAAUUUGUAUCGAAUAAUAAUAAUAAUAAUUCCUCUGUCUAUGAA